This is a messenger RNA of Propithecus coquereli (Coquerel's sifaka), 1402 nucleotides long. RefSeq names its product solute carrier family 25 (mitochondrial carrier; ornithine transporter) member 2 (gene SLC25A2). The transcript has a single exon. Gene Ontology annotation, molecular function: L-ornithine transmembrane transporter activity. Lineage: Eukaryota; Metazoa; Chordata; Mammalia; Primates; Indriidae. Bases 174 to 1079 code for a protein of 301 amino acids. Gene Ontology annotation, biological process: mitochondrial L-ornithine transmembrane transport. The record is from RefSeq and is a predicted model, not a curated record.
GGAUUGCCGGCGGCCGACCUGGGCUUAAGCGGCCUCCCCCACCCCGGAGUGAGAGCCCAGACCUGGCGGCGUUGUCACCCUUCCGCGCUCUCCGCGGCAGGACGUUAAGAGCCGGUCCUACGCUCCCAAGAGUUAGGUGCCUUCCCCUGAGUCUAGCAGACGAGUGGGCGAACAUGAAGUCCAGUCCUGGCAUCCAAGCCGCCAUCGACCUCACAGCAGGGGCCGCAGGGGGCACCGCGUGUGUACUGACCGGGCAGCCCUUCGACACAAUGAAAGUGAAGAUGCAGACGUUUCCCGGCCUGUACAAGGGCCUCACCGACUGUUUCCUGAAGACGUAUACCCAGGUGGGUUUCCGGGGCUUCUACAAGGGGACCGGCCCAGCGCUGAUGGCCUACGUCGCUGAGAACUCUGUCCUCUUUAUGUGCUACGGCUUCUGCCAACAGUUCGUUAGGAAAGUGGUCGGAUUGGACGAGCGGGCAAAGCUGAGUGAUCUGCAGACUGCAGUCGCUGGGUCCUUUGCCUCUGCGUUUGCUGCGCUGGCCCUCUGCCCCACUGAGCUUGUGAAGUGCCGGCUACAGACCAUGUACGAAAUGGAGAGGUCAGGGAAGAUAGCGAAAAGCCACGAUACAAUUUGGUCUGUCGUGAAGAGUAUCCUUAGAAAAGAUGGUCCCUUAGGCUUCUACCACGGACUCUCAAGUACUCUACUUCAGGAAGUACCGGGCUAUUUCUUCUUCUUUGGUGGCUAUGAACUGAGCCGAUCAUUUUUUGCGUCAGGGAGAUCGAAAGAUGAACUAGGUCCUGUUCAUUUGAUGUUAAGUGGUGGAGUCGCUGGAAUUUGCCUCUGGCUUGUCGUGUUCCCAGUGGAUUGUAUUAAAUCUAGAAUUCAGGUUCUUUCCAUGUAUGGAAAACAGGCAGGAUUUACAGGAACCCUUUUAAGUGUUGUGAGAAACGAAGGAAUAGCAGCCUUAUAUUCUGGACUGACUGCUACUAUGAUUCGAGCAAUCCCUGCCAAUGGGUCAUUAUUUUUGGUCUAUGAGUACAGCAGGAAGAUGAUGAUGAGCCAGUUGGAAGCAUAUUGAAGUGUUCUGGGGAACCCAGAUCCAAGGACUAGUUUGAGGACUACAGUUCAUCUCGGAAUUCACAGGGUACACCACCAACAUGGAAUUAUUUUUGACUUCAUGAGAAUUUUGGUUUUGUCUUCCCUUCUUCUACUCUAAAUCUUAAACUUUAUGGAGAGACCUCUAUUUUAUAUCAUAUAAUAUCUGCCCAUACUUACAUUGAAAUAGAAAAGUCGUUGUUCUUGCUGUUGGAAGGACAUACAGGGUGAGCUGGUUGGCCCUAUGUACAUAAUCUGAAAGGAUAAAUAUAGUUCUAUCUGGGCCUUUGCAUAACCUGUAUGUGU